AUGUCUUUUUCUUCCAACUAUUCCGAAGCUGCAGAAAGAAACAAGGAACCUUUACGGCAAGUGUUGAGCCAGUUCUUGAGCUCUAUGGAAAAGAGUUUGCCAUCAUCAUUAUCCUCGUCAUCAUCAUUGGAUGAAAAUAAAAAGAAACGAAUUUUAGAAAUUGCUUCCGGAUAUGGACAACAUGUGAGCCAUUUUGCACGUUCCUUUCCGAAUUAUGAGUUUCAACCUUCGGAAUUGACUCCACAAAAUUUUGAAUCCAUUAUGGAACGAUGUAAAGAGUUGAGUAAUGUAAAGCCUCCCAUCCUUAUCGAUAUUAGUAAAGAGUUGGAAGAACUGAUGACUUUAGAAAGUGGUGCUUUACAAACAACCUAUCAUUCCAUCAUUGCCAUUAAUUUAUUACAUAUUUCACCAUGGAAAACAACACCCAUGCUCAUAAAGAAUGCAAGUCGAUUAUUGCAACAUGAUGAUGAUGACGAUGACGAUGGUGGUUAUUUAUUUAUUUAUGGACCAUUUAAUGUCAAUCAUGAAUACACAAGUGAAGGAAAUAAGAAUUUUGAUGAACAUUUAAAAUCAAGGUGUGAAGAAUGGGGAAUUCGAGAUGUCCAAGAUGUUGAAAAAGAAGCCCAUUUAUGUGGCUUUAUACUAUUGGAGCGCAUUCCAAUGCCAGCCAAUAACUUUACUUUGGUGUUUAAAAAGAAAUCCACCAAGCAUAAUGAUCACUGA
This is a messenger RNA of Naegleria fowleri, 723 nucleotides long. RefSeq lists its product as uncharacterized. The transcript has a single exon. Lineage: Eukaryota; Heterolobosea; Eutetramitea; Acrasida; Naegleriidae. The coding region runs from base 1 to 723 and encodes 240 amino acids. The record is from RefSeq and is a predicted model, not a curated record.